AUGCAACCAAAUAAAAUAUAUAAAAUUUACAGGGGCCAACUUAGGCCGCUGCCUUCUCGACCGAGCGGAUCGGGCUCCCCUCUGCAGUUUACUCGAUCCUUCCCUCCGGCGACCACCAGAAGUCUGUCCUCACCAGCUUGCUCCCAGGUGCGCAACAAUCGGCCCCGCCCCCUUUACCCAGCAGGAGCCGCAGCAGCCGCGGACGCCCUGAUCCGCGUCCGCUCUGCGGUCCGCCGGGCUGGGCUGCAGCGCAUCCUGCCCCACUUCCCAGGGCAGCCCCGCGGCGAGCAGCGAGCGCGCGGCGCUGGGCGGCGGGGCCGACUUACCUGGGCACGAGCCGCUAGGGCGUGCGGGAGACGCCAGGCCGCGGCUAGGGGAUGCGGGCGGGUUGGAGGGCCUCCUCUCACUUUAUACCGGUCUUGCUCCUGUAAUGCGUGCGGGAAGUUUCAUCAUGUCUGCGAGGACCAACCAGCAUGCGCAGGGGCGUGGCCCGAGUGGUCUGGAACCAAGCCUGCACUGUCUCUGAGGUAUGCCUGUACUACAGAAAGGAGGUCUUGCAGAAUGCCGGGCAGCCUUGCUCACUCUUUCAGAGCUGGAGAGGUGAACAGGACACUUGCAACUAUCCCCAGAUGUUUCUACAAUUCUGCCUCAAUAGACUGGGGUGGAAAUAACCAACAUCAUAAGAAAAUACUUGCUAGUUUAAAAAAUAGCCUUUAAUUUUAUCUGUUGCAAGUGUUAACUUUCUAGUUUUACAUAAUAUAUCAGCAGAUGUAACUCAAAUGCUUUGCAAAAAUACAUCAGUUGUGCAAUGUUGUGAAUGUGCUAAAUGGCACUGAAUUGUACACUUAAAAAUGGUUAAAAUGGUGAAUUUUAUGUUAUAUGAA
Messenger RNA from Diceros bicornis minor, 884 nucleotides. RefSeq lists its product as uncharacterized. Lineage: Eukaryota; Metazoa; Chordata; Mammalia; Perissodactyla; Rhinocerotidae. The record is from RefSeq and is a predicted model, not a curated record. The coding region runs from base 1 to 717 and encodes 238 amino acids. The transcript is spliced from 2 exons.